This is a messenger RNA of Pangasianodon hypophthalmus (striped catfish), 5030 nucleotides long. It is a transcript of the gene ccnd2a, whose product is annotated as cyclin D2, a. The record is from RefSeq and is a predicted model, not a curated record. Gene Ontology annotation, biological process: positive regulation of G1/S transition of mitotic cell cycle; mitotic cell cycle phase transition; regulation of cyclin-dependent protein serine/threonine kinase activity. The coding region runs from base 267 to 1163 and encodes 298 amino acids. The transcript has 5 exons. Gene Ontology annotation, molecular function: cyclin-dependent protein serine/threonine kinase regulator activity. Lineage: Eukaryota; Metazoa; Chordata; Actinopteri; Siluriformes; Pangasiidae. Gene Ontology annotation, cellular component: cytoplasm; nucleus; cyclin-dependent protein kinase holoenzyme complex.
GGUUUUAAACAUGCAUCUCGGCUGAAACGAGUCAGUACAAUCUGGCAACCCUGGCAGGCGAGGAGAGAGCAGAGCAGAGCAGAGCAACCACCAGGGGAGGGAAAAGCUUGAAAGUUCUCCAGAGAAGCUGGACAUAAGCACAGGAUAUAGCCUCACACACUCGCUUUACAUGCCCUUCGACGAAGUGUCCUUUUGCGGCUCCAGUUUUCUGGUGUUUUAGGGUUCCGUGUGUUAGAGAUCGGAAAGCACUGUGAACACAGAGAGGAAUGGAGCUGUAUUGUCUGGAAGCGGACACCGUGGUGCGAGCCCGUCCUGACCCGAACCUCCUCGGCGAUGACAGGGUGCUGCAGAGCCUUCUGACCAUCGAGGAAAGGUUUCUGCCUCAGUGCUCCUAUUUCAAAUGCGUACAGAAGGACAUCCAGCCUUUCAUGCGCAGGAUGGUGGCAACCUGGAUGCUGGAGGUCUGCGAGGAACAAAAGUGCGAGGAGGAAGUUUUCCCACUGGCUAUGAACUACUUGGACAGAUUUUUAGCGGUUGUGCCCACCAGAAAGUGUAACCUGCAGUUGCUCGGCGCUGUGUGCAUGUUUCUGGCGUCCAAACUGAAAGAGACGCGUCCUCUAACUGCAGAAAAGCUAUGUAUCUACACUGAUAACUCCAUCCGACCGCAGGAACUCCUGGAAUGGGAACUGGUGGUUCUUGGUAAAUUGAAGUGGAACCUGGCUGCUGUCACUCCUAAUGACUUCAUUGAACACAUAGUGAAGAGGCUGCCGCUGCCUGAGGAUAAGCUGGACCUGAUCCGCAAGCAUGUGCAGACCUUCAUUGCCCUGUGUGCAACAGACUUCAACUUUGCCAUGUAUCCUCCAUCCAUGAUUGCCACGGGCAGCGUGGGAGCAGCAAUCUGUGGACUGCAGCUCAACAGCACGAACCAUGCACUGUGGGGGGACAACCUUACAGAACUGCUCGCUAAGAUCACAAACACAGAAGUUGACCUGUUGAAGGCAUGUCAGGAGCAGAUUGAGCGUGUGCUGAUGAACAGCCUAAGGGAGGGACGCCGGCAGCAGCACAAGCAGCAGCAACAGGACCAGAACAACCCACGCAACAAAGCCUUGGAUGACCAGGACCAGUCCAGCACCCCGACCGAUGUACGAGACAUCAACUUGUGAGCUCGCGGGAGUGGCGUCUGGAUCUAAAGGAAAAAAAAAAACAACAAAAAACAAAAAUGACAAAAAAAAAAAAACAGCCCAUCAAAAAAGUGCUUGCUAGUCUUUGUAGGUUUUUAUUCUAUUUUCAAAGGAAGAAAAAAUACAUUUCAAAAGAAAUCAAAGAUAUUUUAGAUACAAAAUAGGUAUUUUUUAAAUGAAUUGAUACUGAUGCAAAAAUUUCUAUGGUGCCUCAGAUUAUUAGAAGGGAAACCUAUAGUAUUUUGCAAACUAUUUUUCAUUGUAUAAACAAAAAAAUAUAUUCAGUUAAAAUGAAUAUUCAGUUAUAUUCAGUUUUUUUUUUCAGUAGAAAAAAGCUCGAGUUUAAAGAGGCGUUUAAGAAAUAGUCAACUUUAUAAGACUGGCUUGUAAAGGUACACAAAUGGGGCUUUGUUUUUUUCCUGUUUUGUUGUGUUUGAGUUCAUGUUCAAAAAGCCUGAGCAUGAACACACACAGGGGUGUCAUGAAACUGGUUAGUGGAGUCCCCGUUUGGCUGUGUGGUAAAGAUGUAAAAGGCCCAGGAAUGUUAGGUGGAACAGGUUUGGUAAAAGCCUUACCGCAAGAAUGUGAUUGAUUUCUGUUUCGACAAAAGGUCCUCUGGGUAAAAUUUGGUUAAAGACAUUUAAAUCAAUUUGCCAACAAAUUAUAUUAUGACUUCAAUGUUAAAAAAUGAUUUAAAAAAUGCUUGCAUUGACCAAAUUGAAACAUUUGAAAUUUCAUAAUGCAAAUUUCAUAAUAGUUCGCCCAGUCAAGGGUCACGUCUUGAGAACAGCCUAUUAUUAUUAUUAUUAUUAUUAAUAUUAUUAUUAUUAUUAUUAUUAUUACUCAAUCAGCAACUUAUUGUCUCUCAUUUCUCAAAGCAUAGAGAUGUCAAUAAGCUUUUGUCAGGCUGCUUGUGUGUGUAUGCAUAUGUGUUUCUGUAUGUGGGUACAUGUAUGUACGUGCGUGUGUGUGUGUUUGAGAGAGAGACAGAGAGAUGUAUGUGUGCUUUGUUUGGCGAACUGUCAGCAAGAGUGUGGUUCAAGAUGAGACCACACAGUCAGAGGACUAGACAGGGGACAGAGAAUAAGUCUACAGUGCUUUUGUUUGCUUUGAAGGGCCACGGGCUAUGUGUAUCACUGCCUUCUAUUCAUGCGCUUUUAUUUUCUGGCCUGGGACAUGAGGACGAACCCUGUCCAGUGCACGAGAUUGUGAGGAGGCGAGACAGAGAGAACAGAGGGAGGAGACAGAAGACUACCUUCUUUAAGAUGCUCUUAUGGUUAAAGGUGUUUUUUUCUACACAAAAGGGUGUGAUGCAGAAGGUUGUAUUUCAUUACAACCUCCUUUGGAGUUUUAUGGUUGUAUUGUAUACAGGCGGUCUUUUUUGUGAGACGCAUUAUUCGGCUCAUUAUGAGUUGAAGGAGCCCAGGGCUAGUUUGAGUGUUGAUUAAAGAGGUGCUAGAACAGAAUUUCACGAGGAGAGCGUGGAGUCUACAUGCAGUCGAUGAAAGUGCAGGGUGGCAUGAGAUUCAUACGCAGAUGAGGAGUAUGGUGGUAAUUAAGCUGUGUGAGUUUAAGGAGCGAUGUAUGCUGCUGCUGAGAUGGACAUACAUUGGCAUACAGGAGAGGAGGCCAAAGGAGAGGAUCAGAUGUGGUUCCAGAGAUCACAUGAUAAUUUAAGUUCUUUUAUAUAUUUGCUUGUUUGACUGUUAAGUUUGUGUCUUUCUUUUUUUUUUUUUUUUUGGAUUACAGACCAGUAUCUAAACCAGUUUGAUUGACACUGCCAGCUAAUUGGUGGGGAAGGUAAUACACAGGGAAGCUUAAUUGAUUAGGGGAAAAUUUGUUGAUCUGUGCAUCUGUAGUUCCUCAGUUUCAACAACGAAGCACUUUGAGCACAUACUCCCCUUAAGUCACAGAGAGAAGUUGGGCCAUUAUUCACAUGUCAUGUGUAUCGCUCCUAAAAAAGGGAGCUGAUAAGAUAUAUAUUGUUACAUCAAUGUUAAUAAUUGCAACAUUCCAGCAGAAACAACAAUAUUAAAAUUUCCAAAUGUUUGAAUUAAGGAAAAUGUUUCCCCCAGGUCUCUCUCUUCUUUACUUGAAAUUUUGUUUGCUGUUCAUUGAAAUGUUAAUUGGUUUUUAUACAGUUGUAAAUGGUAAAAUAAAACCUUGUAACAUCAGUAAGUUGCCCACUCCAGGGCAUUCAUUUAAUUUAUACAAAGUGAACUGGCGAAGCUGCUCUAUCAGAGAAAAAAAUGCCUUGUUUCAUAUGGUGCCUUAAUUCCGUAAUUUAGGGAGUGUUGUCCUGUGCCACUGUGCCUUUAUCAGAUUGCUGAAGUAGCCAUCAGUGUCCACUAUCUUGUCAUCUCCUUUACAAAAGUGCUGCUUCCAAAGGAUGGACUGACAUGACAUUUAGCAAAGGGUCACAACUCUCUGACUAUGAUUAAGGCAGUGUGCAUCAGCAGCACAACACGAACACUUGUGCACAAGUUGCUUAGCUUGCGUUAAAAGAGGGGGUGAUUAGGGGCAGUUUAGCUUUGUUUUGAUGAGCAUAGUCUGUGUUUUUCUGUGGGUGAAGGAGACAGCCUGCUUCAUUGUAAGUUUUUUGUAUGGAUAGAAUAUUUCCUAGAGGCAAUUGGGUUCCAUAAUUCAGGUUACUCCCACUCUUUCACUAAGACAGCCCAUUAUCAAGCAAUUCUGUUAUGGUAUCUUGUUUUAUCACUCACCCCAGUGCUCUGAAAAUGAAUUGUAGUACUGUUUUUAGAACUUAUGGGUGGGCUUGAGCUUGGAUAUGGACCGAAUUGUUGCUUCUUACGGUUUGAUACUGUAUUCCAAAGUGAAGAGGGGUAGAAGUGGUUGUGAAGACAUCAAUCAAGUGUCAAUAAUUUUAUUGAGUUAUUGUUUUUUUUUCUCCGCUGCUAAAAAGCUAUGAUUUUUGUUUCAUCUUAUACACAAAAAUAACAUAGUUGUGAUGUCACUUGAGUGUGCUGCUAUUUUAUAAACAAUUGUAUUAUAAUUAUUUUACUGCUUACAGAAUACUUUGAGAAUGCAGAAGUAGAUGGUAAAUAGAAGAUCAAGAAAUGUAAUGAGUAUUUGACUGGAAAUGCUCUUUGUACAGUAUGCCCUGAAAGCAUGAAUCCUUUCCUUUUUUUUAUCUUUGUUUUCCUGCUCUGUUACCUUUUCCUCUCACAGUCUGUAAGUACGGUAUGUCUAUACCUCAGGUUUACUGGAUAAAAGAAAACAAGUCUCUCAGUACCUCAUAACUCAUCACAGUUUUCUGGGAGCCAAUGAAAGACCGCAUACAGUGGAGAUUCCGAUGGGGGGACUUUUUAAUAGUCUUCAUUAAAUGAAGCAUGAACAGCAUAAGGCUCCCACCUGGACUUUAAUCAACCAUAGUGGAUGGAGGGGGGAACAAAAGUCACCAAUGCUUCAAUUAUGGGUCUAAGAGCUGAGAUAAACAGAUAUUGAUAUCUUUGUACAUACAUUUGUGUAUAAAUUUGGAAUUUUAUUUUGGAAACAAUCUCCAAACACAUCUUAACACACAUGAAGUCCUACACGAAAUGGCAAAAUGUUGAUGGACUUUCACAUGUUAGUGAGUUGCACUUUGCCUUGGCCGUAAUAAAACAUUUUUUCAGGUGUGCAGAAGGUAUUUUCAUCAACUGGUGUAGUAUGAACUGUGACACCCUGCCAAUAGGACAGCCCUCACCACCAUAUAACUUUAUGUGUGUUACAGAUUAACCGUUUGAAUGUCAACAUUUACAUGGAUUCUGUCUCCUCCCUCCACUAUGACCUUGUCAUGUACCUCAGUAAUGUCUGUUGCACAACCUCUCUCCAAUAAAUAUCUGCUUCAAAGUG